Molecule: messenger RNA, 189 nt
Organism: Haemonchus placei
Lineage: Eukaryota; Metazoa; Nematoda; Chromadorea; Rhabditida; Trichostrongylidae
Source: the annotation of a GenBank genome assembly
AUGGACAAGUCCGAUAUGCAACGCAGUGUCGAUUCACUUCGCAGUCAACUGAACAUCGAACGGACCCCAAUCAGUCAAAGUGCAACCGAACUUCGUCGCUACACUGAGACGCAAGAGGACCCACUUGUGAAUCCGAUCGAUAAGAAAGUGAACCCAUGGGCCGAGAAGAGCAAAUGUUCGGUAUUGUAA